AUGAUUUCAGACGGCGAUGGAGUUGCUUCGAAUGGAACGUCCAGGACGUAUUCAAACGGUGCCAGGACGGAGGCGCCGGUGACCGCCUCGGCCAGCAACGGUGCUCGCAAAGCCGCCGCCGUGAACGGCUCAUCCCGUGCCGAAAAGGAAGCGCCGCCAUCCGUCCCUUCGACCUAUUUUGGACAUGAUCGAGAGGAGAUUACGCGGAUACUCAUACAAGCGCUGUCCGAUAUGGGAUAUCAUGGAGCUGCCGAGAGCGUCAGCAAGGACAGUGGCUAUGAGCUGGAGAGUCCAACUGUCGCCGCCUUCCGUAACGCUGUGAUCGGCGGCGAGUGGAGCGAAGCCGAGGAGCUUCUGUUCGGAGCCGUAAUGUCCGACGAUCGAGGCCAGCAAGGGAACGGCCUGGUGCUGGCACCCGGGUCCGAUCGAAACGUGAUGCGAUUUUGGUUGCGCCAGCAAAAGUUCCUCGAGCUGUUGGAGCAGCGUGAUACCAGCCGGGCUCUGAUGGUGCUGCGAACAGAGCUGACGCCGCUUUAUCAAGAUACCCAAAAGCUCCAUUUCCUCUCUAGUCUUCUCAUGUGCCAGUCUACGGAAGAUUUGAAGGCCAAGGCCGAGUGGGAUGGAGCUCACGAAGUCGCUCUGGAGCUCACAGACCUGACUGGCGAGGUAUGGCAGGUGGUAUUUUCGCAUGACGGACAGCGUCUCGCUGCGUGCGGAGAUGGCGAGGCCGUUGUCAUCUGGGAUCUCCCCUCAUUCACCGUCUCUCACGUCCUACGGCCGCAUGCUCAGGGUGUUGGUGGCUUGUCGUGGAGCCCCGACGACUCGAUGAUAGUGACAUGCUCGCAGGACAAGUACGCGCGGCUUUGGGACACAGCGACCGGAGAGAUGAUCUUGAAGCUUGAGCGGUUCGAUGAGCCGGCCAGCGGCUGCGUCUGGGCGGCGGAUAGCAAGACAUUCAUCACCGGAUCCCUGGACAAGGACCACGGCUUGCGCACCUGGAGUACUUCGGGGGAGAUGCUAUGCGAAUGGGGCAAAAAGCACAGGGUCCAAGACAUUUGUGGUUCGCCGGAUGGCCACUGGCUCGUUGCAGUUGACGAUGCGCAGAAGAUCCAUGUUUACAAUGCCUUCACACGCGAAUUGGAGUACGAGAUGGAGGUCAAGUCUCGGCCGACGUGUGUGAGCAUUAGCGAAGACUCGCGCCAUUUGCUCCUCAACAAGAAAGAUGGAGAGCUUCAACUAAUCGAUUUGGUAAACCGGACGUCGGUGAAAAAAUUCCUCGGCCACACUGGAGGCGAGUACAUCAUUCGCAGCGCCUUCGGAGGCGCCAACGAAAGCUUCGUUGUGAGCGGCAGUGAAGAUGGAAACAUUCUUAUCUGGCACAAGAACGGUGGCGCUGCGGUAGAGAGGCUCGAAGGACAUCAACCUCGGACCAACGCUGUGGCAUGGAACCCAACAGACCCAUGUAUAUUGGCGUCGUGCGGUGACGAUGGCAAGGUCAAAAUUUGGUCGAACAAGAGCAGAAGCGCAACUCUCAGAUCAUUACAUAACGGAGCCUCUCGGGGAUCGAAUGGCUGGAGCGCAGAGGAGCGCACUGUAGACGAAUAG
Messenger RNA from Colletotrichum spaethianum, 1605 nucleotides. Its product is annotated as WD repeat-containing protein slp1. Gene Ontology annotation, cellular component: GID complex. Bases 1 to 1605 code for a protein of 534 amino acids. Gene Ontology annotation, molecular function: protein binding. Gene Ontology annotation, biological process: proteasome-mediated ubiquitin-dependent protein catabolic process. The record is from RefSeq and is a predicted model, not a curated record. Lineage: Eukaryota; Fungi; Ascomycota; Sordariomycetes; Glomerellales; Glomerellaceae. The transcript has 5 exons.